Ornithorhynchus anatinus (platypus) is the source of this 2454-nucleotide messenger RNA. It is a transcript of the gene DNAI7, whose product is annotated as dynein axonemal intermediate chain 7. NCBI's taxonomy places the organism in Eukaryota, Metazoa, Chordata, Mammalia, Monotremata, Ornithorhynchidae. The record is from RefSeq and is a predicted model, not a curated record. Gene Ontology annotation, cellular component: axoneme. The transcript has 16 exons. The coding region runs from base 48 to 2279 and encodes 743 amino acids. Gene Ontology annotation, molecular function: beta-tubulin binding; microtubule binding.
ACGCCCGGCCGAGAGUAAACACCGCCCCGCCCCGCCCCGCCUGCCCCAUGGGUCGCAAAACUAAAAAGAAGGCUGGUGGUUCCAAGAAAAAGAAACUCAGCAAAAGCGAACGAGUCAAAAUGCAACAAGAGGAGGAACAGAAAAGACUACAGGAGGAAGAGGAAGCCCGAUUCAAAGCUGAAAAAGAAGAGUCCGAGAGGCUUGAGAAGCAGCGGCUUGAGAAGGAGAAACAAGAGAAACUUGAAGCCAAAGAUUUAGAAAGGAGAAGUGAUGAACUUGAAGAGCUGUAUUUAUUGGAGAACUGUUAUUCUGCCGCAGAGAAGUGGAGAAAAGAAUCUCAUGCACAGGCUAAGUGGGAGGAAUUCACCCGCUGUGUUGACACCCCCGACCCGACCUUACCGCGGGAGAUCAACACCUUCAUCAGCCUGUGGAAAGAAGAACAGAAUGAAGAUAUAGAGACGGUGAUGCAGAAGGGAAAAUCGGUGCUAAGCCUAAUUGAGAGGCUGGAAUUGGUCUUAAUGGAAACCCCGCUUCACGAGCUGAAAGAGAAGAAGAUGACGCUGCACCAAGAAUCGAUCGUAGAAAUGCGGGAGCUCCUUUACAGUAAGUUCGAGGUGGCAACGGAACGCCUGCUUAAACAGGCCAGCGCUAUGGUCGACCCCGACAGCGGAAACAUGGAGAAGGUCAUUCGGGGAGAAGACGUCACCUUCUGCAUCUGGGCAAACCUCAAGAAGAAUCCAAAGUACAAAAACGUCACCUUCGGGGACACCCAGAUGGGGAUGAGGCUCCCCAAGUUCCUGACGGUGAGCGACAUCGCGCUGCGCCUUCUGCACACCCACUUCGACCACCUGUCGCCGCUGAGCGCCCUGACGCCGCUCCCCAAGAUCGAGCCCCCCGAGCGGCCGGCGCCGGACGCGGACCGACCCCCGGCCCGGGAUCCCGGCCGAGCCCCCCAGGAGGGAGAGCCGGAGCCCCGGGACGACCCGGGCCGCCCGCCGCCCGCCGACCAAGACGAUGGGCUGGAGGAGCAGAUGAGUCUCGCUUUCGACGGAGAAGGGGUGGAAGAGAGAGCGGGAGAGGAGGUGGAGAAGACGUCAGCGAGGGAACGCCUUUCUUCGCUCUCAGUUCCCCCGAAAUCCCAGCUGGAAGAGUCCGAGAGCCGGUCAGACGACUUCGUCGGGGAGAACGUGGUCGAUCUGCACCAGUUCACCCCGCUGGGAGGAAUUUAUCAUCUGGAUGUGCUGCGGCUCCCUCCACAGCGCAAGCAAGUGAAAGGCUGGACUCUGGUGGAAAUGCUGAGCGGAGGCCUGCAGAGAUUCCCGUACCCGCCCCCGCCGCCCCAGGAAGGCCCCCUCCCCUCGCAGGCUUCGGACCCGCCGGCGAUAAAGGAAACGUUGGCCAGAGCGGAAAUGGAGGUGAUUCCCCCGCCCAUCACCGUCACGCUGAAGUUUAACGACAACGCGAUGUUCUUCGAGGAACCUACGGUGGCAAAAUGGGAUCCCGAAGGGAGAUGUUGGCGGACCGACGGCUUCGGUGACGUCUACUGCAACAUGGAGGAGAGGCAGCUGUCCUUCACGCUGGGGUCUCUCUGUCCCAUCGCCCUGAUGCAGGACAUCCACCUCAACAUGCCCUACCAGUCGUGGGAGCUCUGCCCCACCGGGCUCGACGCAGCGCUCUUCGUCGUCUUCACCACUUUUACCGAGCUGAAGAUCCAAAUCCAGGAAAACCGAUGUAUGCUCGUCUCAGCGACGCUGGAAGAUGAAGAAUUCGUUUCCGAUAUAACGGGGAGAUGGAUGACUCCUCUCGCCCUCACCCUCGCCAUGAGAAGAGUCGGGCUGAACGUCUUUCCUUCCGAACGGUCCCGCAAGUACGUCGGCGUGAACGAAAAGAGCCCAGGGACCGAGGUCAGAACUUAUCAACAGAUGGCCUUGAUGGCCCCGGCCCUGGCCUUCGGCUGGAGCAAGUGGAACCUGCAUUGCGGCGCCGAGAAGGUCGUGUUGAAGGUGAGCGAGCAUCUCGGGGCGGAGCCGGUGAACUCCAGAGACUGGUCUCUCUACAUGUUCGACGGCCGGAGGGCUCAGAGGCUGAAGAUCGACGAGUUCGGCCCAGCCUUCUCCGAAGAUCUCGAAGACGACACCGAGUUUCACGCCACCCUCUACCACAUGCUGAAGGAUUUCACCAGCCAAGAGGCCGCGGAAAGAAUCCGAAACGCCCAUCACCUCUUCGUCGAUGCCGUCUAUCAGCUCCUGCUCUUUACCCGGGUCCUCUCCUAUUCGUGACGGCCGCGGAACGUCGGGGGAUCGGGAGAACCGGGACGCUCGCGCCCGAGGCGGGCGCUCCUUCGCUGAAACCUUAGAAGAGGCCUAGCCUAGUUGAAGUUCUCACGUGUCACCUAAAGAGCGUCCGUGUACACAAAAUACGUUUUCAUCUCAGUAAAAAAAAAAAAAAAACAAC